AUUAGAUGUCAGACUCGAAAUCACUAUCUAUUGUAUUUGAUGAAUUAGCGAAAACAAAACUUUCUUUCCAUACUUUCUCAUCGCAGGCCGAUCAUCAUCACACAGCAUAACUUUUCCACUCGAUAAUCAUGAUUCACAGUUUAUUCAUUGUUAAUUCAAGCGGUGACAUUUUUCUGGAAAAGCAUUGGCGUAGUGUUGUCUCACGUUCCGUAUGUGAUUACUUUUUGGAUGCACAACGAGCCUCACCGAAUGAUGUACCACCUGUCAUACAAACGCCGCACUAUUAUUUGAUCUCGAUUCAGCGUGGAAAUGUAUCAUUGGUUGCGGCUUGUAAACAAGAGACUCAACCACUGUUUGUUAUUGAAUUUUUGCACCGUAUCGUUGAUACGUUUCAAGACUAUUUUGCCGAAUGCUCUGAAUCAAUUAUUAAAGAGAAUUGUGUGGUAGUUUAUGAGCUGCUCGAUGAAAUGCUAGACAAUGGUUUCCCCUUGGCAACUGAAAGCAACAUUCUGAAGGAACUCAUUAAGCCACCGAACAUAUUGCGAACACUAGCCAAUACUGUGACGGGAAAAUCAAAUGUAAGCGGAACACUGCCAUCCGGUCAGCUCAGCGCUAUUCCAUGGCGUCGAAGCAGCGUCAAGUACACAAACAACGAAGCUUAUUUCGAUGUUAUCGAAGAAGUCGAUGCGAUUAUCGAUAAAUCUGGUCAAACUGUUUUUGCGGAGAUUCAAGGAUAUAUUGAUUGUUGUAUAAAACUCUCUGGGAUGCCUGAUUUGACGCUCUCAUUCAUGAAUCCCCGUCUCUUUGACGACGUUUCAUUUCAUCCGUGCGUUCGAUUCAAGCGCUGGGAAUCGGAGCGAAUGCUGUCAUUUGUUCCACCCGAUGGAAAUUUCCGUUUAAUGUCUUACCACAUUGGAUCGCAAAGUGUUGUGGCCAUUCCGAUUUACGUGCGGCAUAGCCUAAUAUUCAAAUCGGGCGAGCAACAAGGGAAAUUAGAUAUAACCGUUGGUCCGAAAACCACAUUGGGUCGAACGAUUGAAGGAGUUAAAUUGGAGAUUUGUAUGCCAAAAUCAGUGACAAAUUGCCUGUUGGUGGUGAACCAAGGCAAAUACACAUUUGACACAGUGCAAAAGAUUCUACAUUGGGAUGUGGGUCGCAUCGAUAGCGCAAAAUUGCCAAAUAUUCGCGGAACAGUAUCGGUUGCGGUUGGUAGCACAAAUCUCGAAACCAAUCCAUCGAUCAACGUUCAGUUCAACAUAUCACAGUUGGCGGUAUCCGGACUUAAGGUGAACCGUUUGGAUAUGUACGGCGAGAAAUAUAAACCAUUCAAAGGUGUCAAAUAUGUAACGAAGGCAGGACGAUUCCAGAUUCGAAUGUGAAAGAGAUGAAAAAAGAGGCAGAGAGAGACAAAACAAGUCGCAAAAAAUGAGAUUCGAUUCAGAUGCAAUCCAAUUCCAAUCAUUUUUAUAUUAUAUGAUAUUCCAAUUAAUUUUAAAAACUGUCCCAUUUUUUUUUCUUUCAAAAUUUUGUGAAAGAAUCAAAUUUUUAUUGCAAACAAGCGAGCAAAUGAGCAAGCAAAAACCAAAAUAAAAAGUAGAAAAAUUGAA
Molecule: messenger RNA, 1607 nt
Organism: Sitodiplosis mosellana (orange wheat blossom midge)
Lineage: Eukaryota; Metazoa; Arthropoda; Insecta; Diptera; Cecidomyiidae
Gene: carmine
Product: AP-3 complex subunit mu-1
Exons: 6
Coding region: 129-1379 (416 amino acids)
Biological process (GO): intracellular protein transport; endocytosis
Cellular component (GO): clathrin adaptor complex; cytoplasmic vesicle
Source: RefSeq, a predicted model, not a curated record